GCCACGUUACGUUCGAGUUUUUCGGCUUUCUUCAUUUUCGUCCGUGUUGUUGUAACAACUAGUAAAUAAUAUGUACCGUGCAUUUUUCUAAAUUCGUCUUCAGAAGUCAAUGAUGUAGUGAUUUUAAUAUGUGCAAGUGAAAUGUUAGUUUAAUACAUAAAUCAAAGUGUUUUAUUUCGGACAUAUAAUUAUGUAUAGAAUAAUUCUACUUUUGUGGGUUCAUGUUAUUGCACAAGGAUCUAGCGAGGUUACUUUAACGGAACCGAAUAUUUCGACAUCAAUUGAUGGUUUUUCUAAUCAGUUAUUUGAUGUCACUUCCGGAAAAAUCGUGAUAACCGGAAACAACACCCUUCACAUAACCAAUUUUUCUUUUGACGGAAAAGUUCCUGACGCCCAUUUCUUAGUCGGCAAAGGCGUCGUUUCUGAAAUUGGAACUGUGGUACCUUUCUCUGAAAAUUCUGCCAAUCUUCCCCCGUUAGAGAACGAAGAUAUUGACUUGACUCUUCCUGGUAACUUAACAGUACUUGACAUCGAUUGGUUGGCAGUUUUCUCUCCCACGACCCAGAAGAAAUUAGGCUUUGUAUUUCUAACAAAAAAUAUACCAUCAUCGCCUCAAACGUUCAACUUCGACAAUGAAGUUACUUCCGGUCRGGUAUUAUUAGUCAACAAAAAGACUCUUUUUAUUCCGAAUUURCGCUACAAGGGGGAUCAUAAAAAUGUGCGGUUUUGGYUUGGCAACGGUAGCGAGCCAUCCUCCGACGGAGUUGCUCUUUUAGACGAGAAAAACUCUUCGGAAAGUCUUGGGCCGUACCAGGGGCAAAAUGUGAACCUUCAUUUACCAGAAGGUGUGACCACUGACAAUAUAGAUUAUUUGGCCGUUUGGUCAAMUGACGAGGCAAUUAGCCUAGGGUACGUCCCUAUUAAAGGAAUCAGUGAGGCACCAGAAGUUGURCAAAAAACAAAAACAUCACUUGAAGAAAAUAUGUUGUUAAUUGUACCAAAAUGCUGCCCCUCUUCUACCAUCAUGACCAGUAACGGAUGUGAAGAUAAGGGUCAGUUUCAGUUUCGACCUAAUUUUAACAUCUACGAACACAACGAAACACAUUUUAAAAAUGAAUCUCUGGAUUUGAGUCUGGUUGAGUUUAAAAUAUACGCUUCCACAAUGGAGUGUCGUGCUGGAAAAUUUCCUUUAGAUCAAUCAAAUGAAGAAUUCGCUCUACUGGUCAAUGGCUCUCUACUUCUUAAAGGAGCUGCAGGGAAAGGGAUUUGGUCACAAGAGAACUUUUGUUUAGAAAACGUAGAAGAGAAUGAUUUGAUACAAAUGAAAGUUUUUGUUUGUGCCCCGGAAGCCCAAAUACAGAAAGCAAUGUGUUACACUUAUAUUACUUUCACAAUUAUCUCGACGCUUUGCCUUGCUGCCACUUUCAUCAUUUAUUUCUUUUUGUCACACAUUGAAGACGUCCACAGGAUAUUGUUUACUGCUUAUGUCUUUGAUAUGACUGCAGUUUUUCUUUCUUUGACUAUAGUCCAAUUGGGACAUGUGGAAGACAGUGGAUGUUCAGUUUUGGGUUUUAUUUUCCAGUUAUUCAUGAUUGCGUCUUUUGUCAUGUUAGCAAUUUUAUGUGUUGACAUUUGCAUUAUUAUUAAGUACAUUAACAAUGAUGUCGAACCAAGAAAACGGAAAGUUUGGUCACUAGUUAUUGGCAUUGUGACUCCUGUGAUUUUCUUGAUCAUUUCAUUAAUUCGAAAUCUCACACCAGAUGUGCCAAAUUCGUUUUUCAAGCCUCAAUAUCAAACUAAUACUUGCUACUUUGAAGCUGAAGACCAACGAGUUAUACUUUUUUAUUUUCCUAUAAUUGUUUCAAUGAUCGUAAGUGGCAUUUCUCUUGCUGUAGCAAAACACGAAAUCGUAAAGCACGAUCGUACAAAAUUAAACGACUAUUUUUGGAUGGAAGAGGGAAGGAAGUUUAAGUUCAUGUGGCGAAAACAUUUAUUGGUUCUUGUUAUAACAUCAUCGUUAAGGAUUUUUGAUCUAGUGAUUUUUUUAAGUUAUGGCCAUGAUAGUGUGUUAUUAGUAGUUGAUAUACUUGAGGCAACUCAAGGAAUUUUUAUUUUAUUACUUUUCGUUCUGAAUGAGCAAACAAGAAAAGAGAUUCGAAAAAGUAUCGCAAAAAGAAGACGACGGAAGCAUCAAAAUAUUCCAAAAGAGGAAGAAUUUAUGAUGGGAAAGAUAAACUGAGUGCUUCGUUGUUAGGACUGGUUUUUGUGCUAUCGACAAUGUAAUUUUSAAAAUGCCAAAUGCUUAAAACUGUACAAAACUAAUAUGCGUCUUCCUGCUGUGAUGUUAUUUAUUUAUUUAAUCAUAUUUUCAUUGCAAACAUUUUAUACAGGGUGAUAACUAGCAAAUAUUCUAGAAUUCGUCAAGAAACAACUUUUCUAUUUCCAACUUUUGCCGAAAAUACGUUUUAUUUACAUUUAAAAUGCAAAAAAAUUGUUGGAUAGUGAAUUUGUUUGGUCUUGAUAUUGCCUUAUAACAAAUUCAGUGGUUAGAAUGCAUAUUUGCUAGUUAUCGGCAAACACCCUGUAUUUUAUUUAUUAGUUAUUAUCCAAUCUAGCAAUCACACACGAAGAUUGGUCAAUAACUAUGUAGAAUUUUCCAUUAUUAUUUAGAAUUCGUUUUAUGUCCAUAUCCUAAUUCUAUAGAAAUUUUAAUUUUAGUUUUUUGUUACUUCUUAAUUAUUUAAUAAAAAUAAAUGUCUUUUUUA
Messenger RNA from Tribolium madens (black flour beetle), 2765 nucleotides. RefSeq lists its product as uncharacterized. The coding region runs from base 191 to 2239 and encodes 682 amino acids. Gene Ontology annotation, molecular function: G protein-coupled receptor activity. NCBI's taxonomy places the organism in Eukaryota, Metazoa, Arthropoda, Insecta, Coleoptera, Tenebrionidae. Gene Ontology annotation, biological process: cell surface receptor signaling pathway. The transcript has 8 exons. The record is from RefSeq and is a predicted model, not a curated record. Gene Ontology annotation, cellular component: membrane.